Messenger RNA from Bursaphelenchus okinawaensis, 2587 nucleotides. The record is from the annotation of a GenBank genome assembly. NCBI's taxonomy places the organism in Eukaryota, Metazoa, Nematoda, Chromadorea, Rhabditida, Aphelenchoididae.
AUGUUGGAGGCGCUUUACCAAUACAAAUGGUUUUACGGUUAUGUUACUCGGUAAGACGUCUGUUACUGUAAUUCGUUUACUAAAAGCGGUCCAAAAUUUUGUAGAAUUUGACAAGUUUUGAUUAUAUGCUGACUUUGUACCUAAAAUUGUAUAAAAGUGCCACCACAGUACUGUAGUUUAUAUUACUGUCUCGCUAGAGUACGAGAUAUACUCGUUUAAUAUACAUUGUGAAGUAAUCUGAGCCAGUAUGAAACAUACUGUGACAGUACGAAGUAAACUGUACCCGUUUCAGUAAGUUUGUUGGUCAAUAUCUCAAGAACGUUGGCGACUGGUGUGUGCGGGCUGAGAUGAAGAAAGGCAAGACCGAUAUCAUAGUAUGUGUGGUAGCGGGUACGGGACCAUUCAAGGAGUACAGUCUGGUGCACGAUCGGAAGAAGGGCUGGUACUUUUUGGGGAUGCCGAAUGAAAGCCACCCCACUCCCAAGGAUCUUCUCUUCAGUUCAUCUAAGACUUUGAAGAGGGUAGGUUGUUUGGUGACUGUAUUAUAUCUUCAUCUUUUACGAUUAUUGUAAUCUAGCUUAUUGUAAGGUAAGUAUAUUUGAAAUUUGGUAGAACAUACGCUCUGUUAUACUGUAUGUGUAAUAUAAAAGCAGAAUUGAUGUUUUUAGUUACAAUUGACUACAGCAAUCGAACGACCGCCAAUCUUUAUACCCCCCGGCUCUAUAGAAUGGGAAGAUUGCAGUGCCACGCCCUUGGGCAAAGGAGCCUACGGUACUGUAGUUCAAGCUGUCGCCAAUAUCAAUCGUAAGCCUUUAAAAUUACAGUAUCUUUUAAAUUUCUAUGUUUCAUCACAAGUAUCCGACCCCCUAGUGCUGAAACAUACAGUAUUAGACGUCACUGAUCUGACUUCCACCCAAAAAAGACCCUCUUACCAAUAUGUUGGUAUUACCUUUUAAAAUAAUAUGUUUUACAGAAGAAAAGUACGCAGUAGCAGUAAAAGUUCCAAGAACGAUAGGUCAGAGCUUCACAGCGGCGAUGAGGAGCGCGGUAAUGAUGGAGAUGGAUCAGAUGGUACACGAGGCAGUGGUGAUGCAGCAGUUGAAACACGAAAACGUGGUCAAAUGCUUUGGACUUGACAGUUCCGAAACCCAGUUCAAGGUACGGUACUUUUUUACCUUUACUAUCUUUUUUUGUUACAGUGUAAUUCUUUGAUCUAAUACAAUCUAUGUAAAGGGUUGAGUAAUAUUAUGAUAUUGUUUUAGUUGGUAUUGGACCUGUGUCCAGGGGGAAGUCUUCUGAGUCAUUUGCGCCAUUGUGGACACGACAUCAAGAUGAACGAGAGGGUCAUUUUCGGAUUAGAGGCUGCCCGAGGAUUAAAAUAUUUGCAUAAAGUGAAAUGUCUUCAUCGGGACAUCGCGGCCAGAAACUGUUUGCUCGGGAAAGUAUGUUACAAUACACAGAAUAAAUGUGAAUUUAACUUUACAAACUUACUACAAGUUCAAAGGCAGUAAUCAAGCAAAUAAUAAUAUAAUUCCACGGGUUACUGUAUUGCAGGAUGGACUGGUAAAACUAAGUGACUUUGGAAUCAGCAUCAUGGAAGGCUGUACAACACCGAACGAAGACAAAAUCAAGAUUCCGAUUCCGUGGCUGGCUCCAGAAUGCCUCGCCGUCAGGCCCAGGUACUCGACUAAAAGCGACGUCUUCUCCUUCGCAAUUCUGAUGUACGAGAUCGUGACGGACGGCAAAGAACCUUGGCCAGAAUACCGAUCUACAGAAGAGAUUGCUGUCGUGGUCAGAUGUGGAAUGAGGAUGUCACUGCCUUUAGGUAUACCAGGGGAUCUUCAUCGCAUCAUCACUAGUUGUUGGUCGCAGAUUCCAUUCGGCCGACCUGAAUUCUUUACCGUAGUGCAUUGGCUACGGACCCUACUGGAUGACGUUGGUGUAAGUACUACUGCUGUGUAUCAUACAUUAGUGUGUCUAUCAUUAUGUUUUAGAUACCAUCGUUCUCGGAAAGAUCGAUAUCCAAGUUCUGCAAACACAAUGUCCAGUUCACCGACGAUGGGAGUGACUACGAACUGGACGAGUGUUCUCCACCACCGACUUCGGAAGAGAAAGAAAAGAGGGAAAAGGCAGACAAAUUCAGAAUGGACAGAAUGAAGAAAGGAGGAGCGCCUCAAGACUUUAACAACACGUCUGACGAUGUUAAUGAACCCCAUAAUAAAACCAAGAAAGGACUUCUUUCCAAACGUCGCACCACCUUCAGUCAGAGUAUAACGUCAGUUUAGAUUAGCCUUUACAAUGGAAUGCUUCAAGUUUUAGGCGACUAUCAGAAGCUCCUCAAUCCGAAUCGAAGUCAGCAUCCCCACGCAAGUCGGCCAUAAUUCAUCAUAACCGAAGAAGGCGAAGUGGCCAAGGGAGCUUGUCGAUGGCACAACCCCCAAUAAACGCUAGAAGACCUAGUGUAGCCCUUGGUCGUCGAGUAAGUUAACAAAAACUGUAUAUAUAUGAAUAUUUUUAGGCAUCAUCACCAACAGCCACUGGGAGAGUGACCGGCAGGAGAAACUCACAAGAAAGAAACGACAACUGA